AUGAGUAAUAAGGAUUACGUGUCCCGGUGGGAUUCACCCCAAAUCGCAGAGAAGAGCAAAAGCAUGAAGGAUGAUGAGCACAUUUAUGAUGUGGACAUUACACUAGAGGACAAGUACAUCAAGGAUUAUGAGGUAACAGGGGCUAGUAGGUUUGCGUUCUUCGUCUUGGGCCUCAUGACUCUGUGCGGACUGAGGUCUUUCAUCGUGAGUAAGAUAGCCUUCCAUCCCCCCCAAUUGAAGGGAUACGAGGUGGUGGACAACCAGUUCAUGUACAAGAACCCCUUCAGUUCAUACGACAUAAAUGAUCUACUGGAACAGAACAACGUAGGAAUAAAAUACAAUAAAAUAGUGAACGGGACGGAUCAAGUGGCAUCUAUCCUCCUCUACAGAAAGCCACUUGACCUAAACAAACAAAUCAUUCUGUACUCACAUGGCAACAACACAGACAUGGGACACUCAUUACCAUCCUACAUCAACUUAAUCUUUCAAACUGAUGCAAAUAUAAUUACCUAUGACUACAGUGGAUACGGAUAUAGUAAUAAGAAACCAACAGAAAAAAGUAUGCACAAAAAUAUUAAAAUGGUAUACAAUUUUUUAACGGAAAAUCUUCGUAUUAAUCCGUUGAAUAUAAUAUUGUUUGGCCAUAGCAUUGGAACCUGUGCAAGUAGCUACUUAAUUAGUUUGAGGAAUAUAAAGGUAGGGGGGUGUAUUUUGCAAUCCGGCUUGGCCAGUGGGAUAAAGCUCUUAUUCCCUUUUCAGAAGAGGUACCUUUCUUGGUUUGAUACAUUUAAAAAUUAUGAGAAGUUGCGCAAGGCAUCUAUUCUCCCUGUGUACAUUAUGCAUGGGAAAAUGGACGAACAUAUUCCAUACUACCAUUCGAUCAUUUUACUAAACACACUUCGAAAAAACUUCGAGAAGAAGUACAAGAAAAUGAAGACAUUGUCUCAUUCUCCGGAUAAGAAUGUCGAUAUUAAAUCCCUCAUCACAUUCUGGGGCAUUGCCAAUUCGGACCAUAACAACAUUGAAUUAGUCAACACGGACAACUUCUAUCGCCGCCUCCGCGCCUUCCUCAUGUUUUGUAAGAAGUACAACCGGGUCUAG
Messenger RNA from Plasmodium knowlesi strain H, 1101 nucleotides. RefSeq lists its product as uncharacterized. The coding region runs from base 1 to 1101 and encodes 366 amino acids. The record is from RefSeq and is a predicted model, not a curated record. The transcript has 2 exons. Lineage: Eukaryota; Apicomplexa; Aconoidasida; Haemosporida; Plasmodiidae.